This is a messenger RNA of Synchiropus splendidus (mandarinfish), 3247 nucleotides long. RefSeq names its product cyclin-dependent kinase 9 (CDC2-related kinase) (gene cdk9). Gene Ontology annotation, biological process: protein phosphorylation. Gene Ontology annotation, cellular component: nucleus. The coding region runs from base 61 to 1242 and encodes 393 amino acids. The transcript has 8 exons. The record is from RefSeq and is a predicted model, not a curated record. Lineage: Eukaryota; Metazoa; Chordata; Actinopteri; Syngnathiformes; Callionymidae. Gene Ontology annotation, molecular function: cyclin-dependent protein serine/threonine kinase activity; ATP binding.
GCGACAGAAGAUUUGAAUCGUUCGAACAGACACAUCGCAACGUCCGCAGCUACAGUCGAGAUGCAGCGGGACAAAACAAGCAACCCCGGUGGGGCUGAAAAGCCCGACCGGGAGGCCGCGAUCAUGUCCAAGUACUACGAUGGAGUUGAAUUUCCCUUCUGUGACGAGUUUUCUAAAUAUGAGAAGAUGGCCAAGAUCGGGCAAGGAACCUUCGGAGAGGUAUUCAAAGCAAAGCACAGACAGACCGGAAAAAAAGUUGCGCUGAAAAAGGUUUUGAUGGAAAAUGAGAAAGAAGGGUUCCCCAUUACAGCUCUAAGAGAAAUCAAAAUUCUACAACUGCUGAAACAUGAAAAUGUUGUCAACCUGAUUGAGAUCUGCAGAACUAAAGCCACACAGUUUAACAGAUACAAAGGCAGCAUCUAUCUGGUGUUUGACUUCUGCGAACACGACUUGGCUGGACUGCUGAGUAAUGCUCAUGUGAAGUUCACUCUCUCAGAGAUCAAGAAAGUGAUGCAGAUGCUGCUCAAUGGACUGUACUACAUCCACAGAAACAAGAUUCUUCACAGGGACAUGAAGGCUGCAAAUGUGCUCAUCACCAGAGAUGGUGUUCUGAAGCUGGCUGACUUUGGUUUGGCGAGAGCGUUCAGUCUGGCCAAAAACAGCCAGGGCAAUCGCUACACCAACCGCGUGGUAACAUUGUGGUACAGGCCGCCUGAGCUCCUGCUGGGUGAGAGAGAUUAUGGUCCUCCCAUCGACCUGUGGGGAGCGGGCUGCAUCAUGGCGGAGAUGUGGACCAGAAGUCCCAUCAUGCAGGGGAACACUGAGCAGCACCAGCUCACUCUGAUCAGCCAGCUGUGCGGCUCCAUCACCGCUGAGGUUUGGCCCGGUGUGGAUAAGAAGUACGAGCUGUACCAGAAGAUGGAGCUGCCCAAAGGACAGAAGAGAAAGGUGAAGGACAGGCUUAAGGCUUAUGUCAAGGAUGCUUAUGCUCUGGACCUGAUCGACAAACUUCUGGUCUUGGACCCGGCUCAACGCACAGACAGUGAUGACGCCCUCAACCAUGACUUUUUCUGGUCCGACCCCAUGCCCUCUGACCUCAAGAACAUGCUCUCCACCCACAAUACCUCCAUGUUUGAAUAUUUGGCUCCGCCCCGGCGGCGAGGACAGAUGCCUCAACAGCAGCCCAACCAGAACAGAAACCCGGCCACCACCAGCCAGACAGAGUUUGAUCGAGUCUUUUAGCAGUGUUUAGCAGUUUUUUCUUUUUCAGAUGGGAUUUCUUUUCUUUUUUUUUUUUUAUUUGCAAAGUGACCUUCUUGCCAGUUGGACCAUUGUGACGAGAUGCUGCACGUUCCCUUUGUGUCCUUGCAGAGUUGAACUGAUUUUAUCAUUGAGCCUCUCACAGAGUUCAGAAAGAACCUCUGCCUGUGAAUGUACUGUAUACCUCAGCCAUCAAGGUUGGGUCUUGUUCUCUGGAGGUUCUCCUGAGUCUUAUCCACAUUAUUUUGUAACCACUUUGGGAACACUGUCAUAAACAAGUUUUGUGACUUAAAGCAAAACAUCGGAAAACAUGAGGCUCAGAAUAAAUCAAUCUUGAUCCUCAGCUGUUGAUGCAACAUGUGAUCGCCGUCUUUUUUUGUAGUCAUGUGAAAACACAUCUUCAUCCUCUUGAAUUGGAGGCUGCACGGAUGAUUUGAGAAAGCUUCACAUAAUCUUCAUCAUAUAAACAAAUGCAGUAUUCAGAUGAUCAUUAUUUAUUAAAACAUAACAGCUACAUGACAUUCAAUAGUCCGAAUCCUGUAGUUGAUAGACAUCUUCCAGAAGGGGUCAGUAAUGUGCCGUGUUUUAGCGCGAGGACGCAUUUAAUCGAUUGGAAACAUAUUUUAUUUCCUCUUAGGAUGAAUAAAAAAAAAUCCGUUUUAUUUUAUGAUUAUUAAGAAUGCUAAGUAGUUGGGGCGGGUCAGUAUAUGUUUGGACCUUUAUUUUAUUGCGCACGGCUGUCGUCAUUUGUAUCUGACCAUAUCAACCAGUUGUGCUCAUUUCUAAUCCUAUCAGUGUAAAUCUGAGUGGCGAGUCAGAUAAGAAUAAUAGUUUUCUUUUCUCUAAAACGGUUUUUAUGAAAGAUUUAUGAAAAACAAUACGGGACUAUAGUAUCCAGGGUAAUCACUAAAACAACCAUCUUAACUGUCUCAUUAAGUUAAGGCGGAUAUAUCUUUAUCUGAGACUUGAAGGUUGUUAACACAUUUAUUUGCAUUAUUAUUUAUCCUCUUUUUUUCCCCCAGCCACCAAUGCACACAGCAUCAAAUGUUUGUGUAUUUAUUUUUUAACUCCAGUAAAUUGGACAAAUAAUUUUGGAUUGUGGGACAGUGUGGACUCAAAAGCCAUGCUCCCCAGCCCUAUUAUUAUUAUCAUCAUUAUCACAAUAUUUUUUUUUGUUUUUGAAACCUCAUACAUAUUUGUAUGUUUUUGAUCAUACUUAUAAAACAAAACAGUUUAUAUGCUCAGACAUUAUUUCUUUAGUACAUUUUAAUCUCUGUGAAUGUUUGAACACUGUUUUCACAUAGUCUUUUUUUCUUCACGGCUGAUCUAAACUAGUUCAGAACUUGUUCAUAAAAUAAGUGAUUUAAUUUACUAUGAAUUGAGGCGGCAGGCAAAUUGAAACAUGUUCUUUAUCUGACAUUGUUUUCUUUGGUGAACAGCUCUUAACGCUGUGGUGCCAACUGUUGUGGAUCAUAAAAGUAUUUUCCAUGAAUCACCUCAGGUUGCUCUCAGAGUCUGCGUGUGUGUGUUUGCUGUCAGACAAGAGCUUUACUCAGAUGAUGGAUUGCUCUUUUAGUUCCAGUGCUCCUCCGCUGUCACGUCCACUGAGGAAGAGUGUGUGUGGCAGGAGCUGCUGAGUGUUGACAACGAUGACAACAACAACUAACAUAAAUUAGAGAGUGCUCCAGUGGACAGAUGGGACAGCGGUCGCCUGAAUGCAAAUGGAUUUGCCGCUCUUCUUCAUGGCAAACUGCUUCAUCUGUGUGGAUGUGACAUCAGAUUCAUAGCUGAGCCAUAUUUGUGCCACAGUUGGACAUCAAAUGUUAUUCCAAAUGGCUGCUGGCGCCUUCUUUUAAGUGCUGGCAUGGGGCAAAUGCCAGUCAAAUGUGCAGCAACACCCCCAAAAUGGUACAAUUCUGUCUGCUUUUGCUGACUGGGGAGUGGUUUAAACAUCUCUUGGUCCCCAACACUCAAAGGCUAGGAUCAU